Messenger RNA from Pogonomyrmex barbatus (red harvester ant), 1592 nucleotides. RefSeq lists its product as uncharacterized. The record is from RefSeq and is a predicted model, not a curated record. Lineage: Eukaryota; Metazoa; Arthropoda; Insecta; Hymenoptera; Formicidae.
UACAGCUGCUUGUUGCACAUUGUUACACAUAGUUGAGCUGUCGUCGCGCGUUACUGACUUAUCAUUUUUGUUAUCUUGAUUACAGUGAUAUCUAUUGUUUUAUUGGGGAACAAAUCGGCAUGAAUUUAGUGCUGGCAAACUCUCAGAAUGAAUCAGGAAAUCCGACAUAAAUAAUGAUCAAGCAGAUCAAGUGUCGUGUUCGUGUUCGCAGUCAUCGAUAGUGCAAAAGGAAAUCAUAUAAUCAUAGUAAACCCACAAUUUGAUUCCUUCGCGAAACGACACAGUGAGUGUGCAUAUAAGUGAAAGAAACGAGUCAAUUCGAAGAUAAGCAGAAAUGGCCCUAGAGACACCGACAUGGCUGAAUCUAUGCUUCGUGGAGAAGAUCCUGCGAAAGUCAGAAGGCGACAACUCGAUCCAGGUGAUCGAUAUCUUCUCGAAACCGGCCACGGCCAAAGGUGACAACUAUACCAGCGACAUGAUCAGGGUCUCUGCCGAAUUUUCCCGUGAUCAAGGCGAUCGUAAGAUCACAGAGAAAAAAUCAAUCAUCGUCAAACUUUCGCCUUUGAUCGAAGGCAUUCUUCAGGAACUUGUCGAACAAUCAGGCAUCUUUGACAUUGAAAUAAUGAUGAUGUCAGAUACUUUAGAUAAAAUGAAUAAGUUAUUAGAGCCGAAGUAUCGUUUAAGUGGGAAAUGUUUAUAUGCACAAAAGAAUCCAACGCUUUUAGUGAUCGAGGAUCUCGCGCCUCUCGGCUUUCGCAUGGCUUGUCGUCUGUCUGGUCUUGAUCUAGCUCAUAGUAUAUUAGCGAUUCAAGGAUUAAGCAGAUUUCAUGCAACGUCUGUAGCCAUAUGUGAAAAGGAGCCAAAGCAAAAAGAGAUGUAUAUGAAAGGAAUGUUCAAUGAUAUACACCCACCAGAAAUGAGUAAUUUCUUUAUUAUGGGUACAAAAGCUUUGGCAACUGAGAUAAGAAACUGGCCUGAAGGAAAAAAAUACGCAGACAAGAUUGAUAAGCUCGCUGACCACGUAUAUAAAAUAGGAAUAGAUGCGUGCAAACUCUCUGAAGAUGAAUUCAACGUUAUUAAUCACGGUGAUUGUUGGGUGAACAAUAUGUUGUUCAGAUACGAUAAUGACGGCAAUCCUAUUGAUCACAUUUUUGUGGACUUCCAACUGUGCGUCUACACAUCACCGGCGCUCGAUCUGCUCUAUUUUCUCAGUACAAGCCCUUCCCCGGAUGUCAUUGAAAAUCACAAACAAGUUUUAUUAGAUGAAUACCUUAAAACCUUGUCGGCAACUAUGAAGCAACUGGAUUGCAAAACACAGCCACCCACUAUGGAAGAAUUAAAGACUACUCUAAAGCAAAGAGCUAGUUAUGGAAUGAUAGCGUCAUUCACAGUUUUACCAAUGGUACUGUGUUGUAAAAGUGAAGCAAAAAAUAUCGAUGAGAUCAUGAGUAAAGAUGGUACUUUUGUAAAUCCGGGUUAUAAAAGUGAAAGUUAUCGAAAAUUGAUAAUGAAGAGACUCCCUUUAUAUGACGAAUGGGGUUUGCUAGAUCUUUGAUGCAUAUUUGACUUUUUUCUAGAAUAUAAAAAGGAAA